AAAGUUUUUGAAGAAAUUUAAUUCAAGCACCUACGGAACAAUUUGGAAUUAGCGUAUAGCAGUACGCGCGAGUCGGAUGUGCCACCGACGAUGAAUCUGUCCCGUUCGCUUCUUCGCUCGAUUUCGCUGUAAAAACUCUAGAAGAGCUUUAUUGUCUCGGGGGCCUUUUACGACCUCUGUUUUGUGACGCUGUUAUUGUUUGCGGACGAUAAACAUCUCGCCACUAGCUUUUAAAUGGAAGUAAAGAAUAAGGAUUUCUCCAUGUUGCCGAGAGAUUUAGCUUCAACAUCAGCAUCAGUUUUCAAGCAAGAUCCAAAACUUGUAGCAGCUAUUAAUAAACUUUACGGUAGAAAUGAAGAAGACAAUUCAAUUAGUGAAAUUGUAUUGCCCGAGCGAAAACUUAAUUUUGAAGAAGUCCAAAAACUAUUAAAGAAAUCGUCUAAAGUCACAGGUAAUAUAUAUGAAAAGGAAAAUAAUUUAAACAAAAGUAAAAAGGAAUUGAUUAAAAAUAUAGAAAAAAUACUGGAAAAGUUGAAUAACUCUGCAGAGAAUGGUGAUACACCAAUGCUGUUAUUGAGAAACCAGCGGCUAUGGAGUAACUGUGUUUAUGAUUUAGACAGAGUAACGUUGAAGGCUUUCGCGGACGCGAAGAAAACGACUUUGAGUUAUUCGAACCGGGAAGACAAGACGCGGUUUAACUCUGUAGUUUUUGUUCUAACAAAAGUACAUGAGUUAUUAUCGAAAAACCUUUCAGUUACUAGAAGGGAGCUUUUCUAUCAAAAUGUAACAAGACUUCGUAAUCAAGCAAACUUGGACGUUGCUGUUAGAGAUGUUUGUUGCCUCUUACAAACACCGCCUUGGAAUUUAGGAAUAAUGGCGACAGCUAAAGGUCUGAUAGCUGGUCAUAUUCAAUUACAACUGCAAGAUGGUUCUUUCGUUGACUGUUUUGGAACAGGUGGAACACUUGUACCGCAAGAUGUGGAUGGCAUAAAAGAGUUCAAAUCGACUGCAAAAUAUAUAUUAGUUGUUGAAAAGGAUGCCAUCUUCCAGAAGUUAUUAGAUGAAGGAGCACUCGUGAGAUUGGGGCCUCUGAUCAUUUUGACUGGUAAAGGUUACCCGGACGUGUGCACUCGGCAACUUCUGUGUCGUUUGGUCAAUGAGCUUCGAUUGAAGGCACUAGCUUUAGUAGACGCUGAUCCACAUGGAUACGAAAUAUUUCUAACAUACAAAUAUGGAUCAUUGGCUCAGUCCCACCUCUCGCAGUCACUGGCUUGCAGCUCCCUGCAACUGCUGGGAGCCAGACACGGUGACGUCAUGACACUCGCUUCACGAGAAGCACGUCUGACACUCACCGCUUUGGACAAGAGGAAGAUUGUCAGCUUGCUCAAGAGGCCUUACCUUAAUACGACAGUUGGUUCCAUUAUAAAGAAAGACUUGGAGGAAAUGUUAGAGAGUGGAGUAAAAGCAGAAAUCGAGGCGUUAUCUCCCACGGCCGCAGCGCUAUGUGAUUUUUAUCUGCCUUCAAAAAUUAUGCAGGGCAAUUACUUGGGAUAAACCCGA
Molecule: messenger RNA, 1560 nt
Organism: Papilio xuthus (Asian swallowtail)
Lineage: Eukaryota; Metazoa; Arthropoda; Insecta; Lepidoptera; Papilionidae
Gene: mei-W68
Product: meiotic W68
Exons: 10
Coding region: 235-1554 (439 amino acids)
Biological process (GO): reciprocal meiotic recombination; meiotic DNA double-strand break processing; meiotic DNA double-strand break formation
Cellular component (GO): nuclear chromosome
Molecular function (GO): DNA binding; DNA topoisomerase type II (double strand cut, ATP-hydrolyzing) activity; ATP binding
Source: RefSeq, a predicted model, not a curated record